UCAUUAAUAGUUCGAAGGAUAAUGACGUGUCGUCAUUAUUUCUUUACAUCAGAUUAUUUAUCAUAUCGUUUUUGAGAAUAUCUCAGUUCAUAUUCACGUACGGAUUUAAAUAUAAAUAUAUCAUCAUUAUAUACAAGAUACACCAGAUGAUCUAGAAUUCCAGUACACGAAACAAAUGGCGAAGAGCUCGGUCGCAAUUGAUUGGGAAGAUCUGAGAAAACAGGCCCGACAUUUGGAAAAUGAAAUCGAUGCAAAGUUGGUAGCUUUUAGCAAGCUCGGAGUUAACGCAGGCUCAAGUCAUUCCAGCGCAGAUACUGUUCCGCUUUUGGACGAAGACCAUGUUUUUGAAAACAUGGCCUCAGAAAUCGAGUCGUUGCUGGCCAAGCUGAUGGCGGUGAAUGAUAAAAUGAGUGGAAUUCAACCAAACGGAGCUGCUAUGCUUCAUACUAUGCAGCGUCACAAAGAAAUUCUCAAGGACUAUAAACUUGAGUUUAAUAAAACUCAAAAUAAUUUCACUGCUAGAAAAGACAGAGAAGAUCUUCUUGGGAGCGUCAGAAAAGAAAUUGACAACUACAAAAGUGGAAGUGGACUGAAUAGACGAGAUAUGUACAUCAAAGAAAGCAACCACAUUCACAAUUCUGACAGGCUGAUCAAUGAUCAAAUAAGCAUAGCGAUGGAAACUCGGGAUCACUUGAUGACACAACGCCAGGCAUUCAAGCGCAUACAAACGCGAUUCAACGAUAUUUCAAACAGAUUCCCAGCAGUUACUAGUCUCGUCCAGAGGAUAAAUUUACGAAAGAGACGAGAUUCGUUGAUUCUUGGUCUUCUCAUCGGUUUUUGCACUUUUCUUAUGCUUUUUUACGCUUUCCACUGAGCUCUCUGAAGGAUAAAAAGAAAGAGAAACAAAAACACACCAGAAUACUUCCAAGCGUAAUGCAAUUGUCAUUUUUUUAUCGCUGUACAUAAAAAAAAGUGAUGGAGUGCACGAUAUGAAUUAUUACUAAUUUGAAUAAUCAGUAUCCACGCGCACUAGAUACGAUCUCUUUGUCGAAUUGAAUAUUUCUCCAAGAAACAAAUCCAGAUUAACAAAUGAAUAUUUAUUGGAGUACUAUCUCGACCAAAGCUUUAACCUUUCAUUACUUUUGAGCUUAAAAGAUGUACUUGUUGAAAUAAAAAGUUAUGAAGUGAAUGAAUUUAAAUAACUGAAAAAAAUCUCUAAAAUUUGUUUGAUAUUUAUAAAUAUUUUGAUUUAUCUCUUAAAUCAUUUGAUAUUUCUUAUUUUUUUUCGUAAAAUGUUCGUAUAUUUAAGAGUUACGUAUAAUAGUUGAUUUCUCAACGAAAAAUUGAUCAUUUUAUUAACGGUCAAAAGGUUCAAUUAUUUUUCUACGGAUAAUAUACAUUCGAAAAUGGAUCCAUUUCAAAUGUACUGUAAAGGUUACAACUUUGAUCACGAUUUUAUCGAAUCUUGCGUAGAAUUGAAAAAAAAACGGAGAACCCACUUUCCGAGUCGUUUUUUCCUUCCUUGGAAUUUUGAGACCCCUCGAAAAAUGAAUGUUCAAUGGUCAUGGGUAUGAAAAAAAAUGUAUAUAAUAUUUUAUACGAUAAUAGAUUCAAGUUACUAAUCAAUCGUAGCUUGUACACGUAAUGCUACAUGUUUAGGUAAAAUAAAAAUAUACGAAGAUGAAAUUUA
Molecule: messenger RNA, 1690 nt
Organism: Venturia canescens
Lineage: Eukaryota; Metazoa; Arthropoda; Insecta; Hymenoptera; Ichneumonidae
Gene: Gos28
Product: golgi SNAP receptor complex member Gos28
Exons: 5
Coding region: 176-874 (232 amino acids)
Biological process (GO): endoplasmic reticulum to Golgi vesicle-mediated transport; vesicle fusion
Cellular component (GO): Golgi membrane; Golgi medial cisterna; SNARE complex
Molecular function (GO): SNAP receptor activity
Source: RefSeq, a predicted model, not a curated record